Molecule: messenger RNA, 408 nt
Organism: Opisthorchis viverrini
Lineage: Eukaryota; Metazoa; Platyhelminthes; Trematoda; Opisthorchiida; Opisthorchiidae
Exons: 3
Coding region: 1-300 (99 amino acids)
Source: RefSeq, a predicted model, not a curated record
AUGCGUGGUUUUAUCCUCGUGUGCCUCACAGCACUUCUGCUUAUCAUGGCAUAUGCCGAGGCCAGGCCAGAAACAGAUGCCAAGAAAAAGUUGCGUGAAAGCGGAAUGAAACUGAUGGAAACAGUACGGAUGGCCAUGCUAAAGAUGUACGAAAAAUGCAAAGAGAAAUUCAUAAAAUAUAUGGAAAGAGACAAUCUGGGGGAGAAGUUAGCUGCGGUCGUGGAAAUUUGUAAGUUCUUCCCGAGUGUUACCGGUUCAUUCUGGCUCAAUAGUCAUAGAACGUCUGAAGAAACGUAUUGAGGACUACACGGACGAUUAAGUACAAAAAGGAAUCGAACAUUUGUUGCGAAAAACUGACACGAUCUGUGCUUUUUUUUAUUCCCAUGUUACCUUUUCACCUAAUCCGUA